Molecule: messenger RNA, 945 nt
Organism: Silurus meridionalis
Lineage: Eukaryota; Metazoa; Chordata; Actinopteri; Siluriformes; Siluridae
Product: olfactory receptor 6N1-like
Biological process (GO): G protein-coupled receptor signaling pathway
Cellular component (GO): membrane
Molecular function (GO): olfactory receptor activity; G protein-coupled receptor activity
Source: RefSeq, a predicted model, not a curated record
AUGUCAUUUCAAAACAAUUCUGGGAAAGCCACUAUUGAAUUUGUUUUUGUUGGAUUUGACACUGUACAAAGACCUCUGGCUGUUGGAGUGAUCAUGCUGAUACUGUAUGUACUUACUAUGAUUUGUAACAUUGCAAACAUUGGCUUUAUCAUAAUGGAUAAACGUCUGCACCAGCCAAUGUACAUUUUUAUCUGCCAUUUAGCACUUGUAGAUAUGGUUCACUGUACAAGCUCAUGUCCAACUAUGAUAGGUAUUCUUCUUGUCGGGUAUAAAACUAUAUACUACAAUUCAUGCAUUGUUCAGAUGUUCACCUUCCAUUUAGGAGCAACAAUGGAGACGUUUGCAAUUGCUGUCAUGGCAUUUGACCGUUUUAUUGCUAUAGGAAGUCCAUUUUGGUAUCCUACUGUUAUGACAAAUUGUCGAUGUUUUUUUAUCAUUAUUUCACUGUGGCUGGUGGGAGCUUCAACCAUGUUUAUUUUGCCUGCUUCUGUUGUUCCUCUACCAGUUUGUUACUUUACGCUGAAGUACAUGUUUUGUGACUAUGCAUCUAUUACAAGGGCAAGCUGUGCAGACCCAGAACCAUAUUUUAAUACUAUAUCUAUUUUAACAAGUUGCUUAAUUUUUGUUACAUUCAGUUUCAUCUGCUUAUCUUAUAUACAUAUUGUUAUUGUUGUUAAAAUGAACUCAAACUCUGAUAAGAAAAAGGCUAUACAUACAUGUUUAAGUCACAUUAUAGUCAUAGUCUGCUAUUAUGUACCUUGUUUCACACGAAUAGUUCUCACCAGGAUUGGUUUACUUUUAACACUGGAGGAAAGAAAUGGCUUGAUGGUGGGAUCAAUUAUCGGCCCAUCUUUAGUUAAUCCUUUCAUAUACUGCUUUAGAACCAAGGAGAUAAAAAAUAAGUUAUUCAAAAUAUUUUCAAAAGUUGAAAGUAGGAAACCUUAA